This is a messenger RNA of Lithohypha guttulata, 3921 nucleotides long. RefSeq lists its product as uncharacterized. The record is from RefSeq and is a predicted model, not a curated record. Gene Ontology annotation, biological process: TORC2 signaling. NCBI's taxonomy places the organism in Eukaryota, Fungi, Ascomycota, Eurotiomycetes, Chaetothyriales, Trichomeriaceae. The transcript has a single exon. Gene Ontology annotation, cellular component: TORC2 complex. Bases 1 to 3921 code for a protein of 1306 amino acids.
AUGGCAUCAUCGGAGCAGGCUCAUGCAGGCACGCCUACGCAACGAGUCGGCUUCAAGCAUACGUACCGAAAGAGUGACGACCUGAAGAAUGCGUUUGCAAGGUCAAACACCAGGGAUAACAGGUCCCUGUCCAGUGGCAGCGCAAAUGAAACCAAUCUUGGACUGCGACCAAGUCCGGUCCCAGCUAGCAUACCUGGUAGCUUCGCUCCGGACAUGCGAUCGAUCGUCCCAAGUCGCAGCCACACACCACAGAAUGAGAUGUCCUCAAGCGCUCCAUAUCGUGCCGCCUUGACGGCUCGUUACUCGACGGAUGAUGAAAGGCAAGGAACGACAGAAGAGAGGCAAGCCGUUGUUCGGGACAAAAUUGCGAAAGAGAUGAAGAUCAAGACGGGCACUGAAAACAUGUUAGAGGCACUGAUGGCCAAAAAUGCAAAGCAGAGCCGUGAUCAACGGCUGAGGGUUGAGCAAGAAUUGGGUACCGCGAAUCGCAAGCUAGCAGAGCUGCAACAGCAAUUAGACGAGGAGAUACAGCGAGCGACAACUCCUGUCACCCCACCGAAUAAACGUAUGUCCAGCUAUUUCCGCGUGAGUCCUAGAAAGAGUCCCCCAGAUGCUCUCCGCGACGAAGAAGUACAAGAGGAAGAAGAGGAAGCUGAAACAGAAGACGUUGAGGACACCUCUCCAACGGUCGCAUUUACGGAGAUUCUACAGCAACUCGAAGCCGAAGGACUACAGCCAGACUAUUAUAUUGAACGUGCCAACAGACUUGUCGAUCUGUUCAAGCGCAACACAACUUUGAAAUACGACAUAGCGUGGAGUGUCUUUAGCGGUCGGGUCCAACUUAUGCUGCUUAGUGAGAGCUCAGAUGUUGUGGCUGCUGGUUAUCGACUAACUCGACACGCUAUCGCCGAUCGAUCCUCCCUCAAGACAAUCAAGUUAUUACGAACCGAUGAACUGGUGACCCUCUCGCUGGUUAAGAAGGGGAAAGCAGUUCUAGAAAGAGAACAAGCUGUAAAAUUUGUGCGAGCUUUCCUGGACGUCAAAGAUGGGGUUCAUGAGGUUUCUAUUGCAGUGGUAAGAAGCCUUGUGGCGAUUGCAGAACAUCACGACGAUCGCUUGAGGAGCAUGUGCUUGUUAACUCUAGCAGAGCUCUUAGCCAAGAAGCCUGAUCUUCUUGUGGCCGCCAACGGCUUGACCACUUUGACCGAUGCCCUUGCGGAAGGGUCAUUCCCUGCACCCGAAGGACUUGUGGCAAGCUUCAUCUAUCUUCUAGAUCAUCCUCGGCAGCGACAGUAUCUAGGAUCUGGCCGCGAAUUCGAGGCAAUGUUCGCUGCCUUUACGGACCCACUGCUUGUUAAUGGUAAUGAGGAGAAGCUCAAAACAUGUGCAAAGGGUAUAUCAGCCAUGUUGAAGACCUGGCCUGGCUAUCUGACGCUAGCAAGAGACGGAGCUGUGCCCCUGAAGUCCCUGAUCGAGUCCCUGGUAUAUCCUGAUGCCUUUGCACGCGAUCUAAUCCUUGAGCUAUUGUUUGAUAUUCUGCGCAUCAAACCACCAUCGUGGUCGCCAUCGUUCCUAGCAGGAAGGCGGCUCACCACAUAUGGACGGGUUUACCAAGCAGACCCCGACAUGAAAAGAACAGUGUACCAAGUUUCGGGCAGCAGGUUCGACUUGACUGUCCAUUUCACAGCGAUUGUUCUUGCAACGUUACUCCAAGCCGGUCUGGUGCCUGCGCUCAUGGAUCUGAUCAAGUUUGAAGAGGAUUCAGCCAUGAAAAGAAAAUGCACACUGCUUGUUACAGAAGUUCUGAAGCUUGCGUACCAUUCCCUACCACGCAGUAUGAGCGCUGGGAUACAAGUCUUAGGUGAUCUCCUUUCGCCGUUCGAUGCGCCAGGCAUCACCUACAUAUCUUCAAAUACGAGCAUGGUCUACCAAAUUGAGAGUAUCAACCGAACUGCUAAUCGUACGGGAACUAACUCAGCACAAAGGACACUCGAUGGCGAUGAGAUGGCUGUAGGUCCACAGGCACUGGAACGUGCCAAAUUUACCGCAACAAUGGACUCGAAACUGUUUAUGCAGGCAGUGCUUGACACAGGCGUCCCCAACCACACCAAUUAUACCAAAUGGAAUUGGAACCUCAUCAACAACCUGAUCGAAGGCCCAUUGACAAAUGCGAGGCUUUUAGAAGAGGCCUUGAAAACAACAAAAUUCGUGAAGAGGUUGAUCGGCUUCUACCGACCCUUCAAGUGGAGAUUCUCCGUCAUCAGGAAUACGAGGCCAAAUCAACGAUAUGUACGCACAGGAUGUGCACUUAUGCGUGCAUUAUGCCAGACUCAGAUUGGCAUUCAGUUUCUGACAGAAAACAAGCUAAUGAGGCAAAUCGCCGAAUGUUUAGCUCAACUCGACAAGUUUAGUGGUCUGACAUCGUCAGCACCAUUAUUUGACAAGCACAACAUGAUUGACUACCUCACAGGAGGUUAUUUUACCAUGCUCGGAGCACUGAGUGAGUCACUGGAAGGCAUACAGAUUAUGGAGCGCUGGCGUAUGAUGAAUAUGUUCUACCACAUUGUACAGCUUCCGAAACGGGACGACUUACUCCGAGCACUGCUUGGCAACAUGGAUUACUCUUUAGAUUCUCAUCUGCGGGUCAUGCUUUCUCAAGCGCUGACAGCAGUGCCCAAGGAUGUUAGGCUAUUCGCCACUAAACUACUACGGAAAUACGCAGUCGGUCGAAUGAGGUACUCAGCAGGUCUCCAGGAUGCAGACGGCUCGCAGUGGGCAAUCAAGCUUGUGCUGACUCAGCUUUACGACCCCGAUGUUGAGGUGUGUGAAGUUGCUGUCAAGAUACUAGAAGAGGCAUGCGAACAGCCUAGUCACCUCGAGUUCGUCGUGAAAUGCCGACCCGCACUAGAUCACCUUGGCGAGAUAGGUGCACCACUUUUGUUGAGGUUUCUCUCGAUCUCGACUGGAUACCAGUACCUCAGUGGGCUAGAUUACAUACACCAAGAGAUGGACGAUUGGUUUCUGGGCAGAAAUGAUUCCUACGUUGCUCAAGUUGAGGCGUCGUUGGCGAGAGCAUAUAUGGAUCCUGGCGUUUCCCGUAAAAACACCUAUGUCGAUGACCCUGACGAGUACAACGAUAGUGGUUUACUGCCCCCCCAUUUUUACAGAGAGCUGGCAAGAACCGAAGAGGGCUGUAAACUGCUGCUGCAAUCCGGCCACUUUUACGAGUUUGCUUCUACAAUUCGAGAUUAUCGCCUGGAUGAAGAGGAGGUUGAGGCAUUGGUCAAAGUCAAGAGCUGUUUGUGGGCUAUUGGGAACAUAGGAUCUAUGGAGAUGGGUGCCCCUUUCCUCGAGGAAAGCGACAUUGUUCAUUCGAUCGUGAGGGUGGCUGAGGGAGCUGCAGUCAUGUCCGUGAGAGGUACUGCUUGCUUUGCACUUGGGUUGAUCUCCCGAACAACGCACGGAUUUGCAAUGCUUACCGAGUGCAACUGGGUCAUCACAACAAGCUCUAACGGCAGCUCCAUGGGGGUAUGCGUGCCACGUGACCCGGGAAAGUUGUGCCUGAAGUCGGAACGAGCUGCCACUUAUGAAGACCGGCGAGCACAGAAGCCAGACAUGGAAAGAUAUCGAGCAGCCACUUCAGACCCAGAUUCUGUGUUCGCAAGAGUGCUGAGUCUAAUUGUUGACAUGGGCAACUCUGUGAUGUACAAGAGAGUUGCAGCUGAUUUGCAACAGCUGAAAACUAAACACGCUCACAAGUUUGCUAGUGCAAAGCUGUUUCGAAAAACUCUUUUCAUAUUACAAUCACACCACUAUCGGCUGCAGGCACGGCAGUUCAUCCUAGAUCUCUUUGACAGAGAUGUGUUGAGGCAAAUCGUGCUCGAUGAAGACAGCGCCGAAAGUGAAUCAGAUACUGGGUGA